Messenger RNA from Cordyceps fumosorosea ARSEF 2679, 1698 nucleotides. Its product is annotated as Amidase. The transcript has a single exon. The coding region runs from base 1 to 1698 and encodes 565 amino acids. Lineage: Eukaryota; Fungi; Ascomycota; Sordariomycetes; Hypocreales; Cordycipitaceae. The record is from RefSeq and is a predicted model, not a curated record.
AUGACAGUGACUGCACCGGCCCUCCCAAUGGUAACCGUCGAGCCCGCGAUGCCGCGCGGCUCCGACGAGUACGAGCGCAAGCGAGCCGCGAUCCAGCAGCGCCUCGCCGACAGCAUUCCCGUCGCCCUGCGCUUGUCUCAAGAAGCCAUCUCCGCCGCGCCUAAGAAUGUCACCUCCGUCCCCCGCUCCUGCGGCCUGCUGACCCCGCGCGAGCUCUCCAUCACCGAGGACCACGACGCCGUUGGCCUGGCCGCCGCCCUCGCCGCGCGCACCUACACAGCCGUCGAGGUUGCCAUCGCCUUCUGCAAGCGCGCCGUCCUCGCCCACCAGCUCACCUGCUGCCUGACCGAGUUCUUCAUGGACGAGGCGCUCGCGCGCGCCGCCGAGCUCGACGCGCAUCUCGCCGCCACCGGCACCACCGUCGGCCCGCUCCACGGCGUGCCCGUCAGCGUCAAGGCGCACAUGCCGCUCGCCGGGCACCACGUCGACGUCGGCAGCAUCAGCUCGCAGCGGGCCGUGGAGGCCGACUCCCAGGCGAUAGCCAUCGUGCGGGCCGCCGGCGCCGUCUUCUUCUGCAAGACGAACCAGCCGCAGCUGGUCAUGCACCUCGAGUCCGCGUCGCACCACGGUCGCACGCUCAACCCGCACAACAUGGGGCUCACGGCGGGCGGGUCCAGCGGCGGCGAGGCGGCGCUGCUGGCGAUGAAGGGCGCGGCGCUGGGCAUCGGCAGCGAUAUCGGCGGCAGCAUCCGGGUGCCGGCGGCAUUCUGCGGCAUCUACGGGUUCAAGCCGACGAGCAACGUGCUGCCGAGGCGCGACGGGCUGCCGGGCGGCGCGACGGCGGCGGAGCUGACGGUGCCGGCGACGUGGGGCCCGAUGGCGCGCUCGCUUCGCGACAUGGACCUGCUCAUGGGCGUGUUCUCGGCGGCGCGCCCGUGGCGGGUCGAUCCGCGGCUGAGCGUCACACCGUGGACGGGCGUCGCCACGGCCUGGCCGCCCGGUGGUCGUCCGCUCAGGGUUGGCUUCAUGCUGCAUGACGGGGCCAUCCGACCGCAGCCACCCGUGGUGCGCGCACUGGAGUGGGCCGAGUCCCGACUGCGUGCCGCCGGCACCGAAGUCGAGGUCAAGCCGUUCGCGCCGCUGCGCACUGCCGAGGCCGUCCGAAACACGCGCCUCGCGUACUUCCCCUACGGCGUGGACGCGAUGCGGCGCGCCAUGGCCGAGUCCGGCGAGCCGCUCCUGCCGCUGUCCGAGUGGGUGGUGCGCGACGCGGAGGCGUCGCCGACGCCGACGACCGAGGGCCUGCUGGCGAUGAGCCGCGCCAAGGAGGCGUUCUGGUACGACUGGGCGGCGCACUGGGCGGCGCACGACGUGGACGUGCUGGUGUGCCCGGCGUUCUGCGGGCCGGCGGCGGCGCACGGCACGGCCAAGCACUGGAACUACAGCGUGCUGUUUAACUACCUGGACAUGCCGGCGGCGGUGCUCCCGACGCCGGUGGUGGCGGGCGCGAGGGGUGCGGAGCGGUACGCGGAGGGUGAGCCGCUGAGCGGGGAGUGCGAGGAGGUGCGCGGGUUCUGGGAAGGCGGCGACUUUGAGGGCGCGCCGGUGAACAUACAGGUGGUGGCGCCGAGACAGCACGACAGUGAGUUGUUUGCGGCGCUGAAGCUGCUGGGAAAGCAUUUGGAUGUGAAGCAGUAG